Molecule: messenger RNA, 1521 nt
Organism: Protobothrops mucrosquamatus (brown spotted pit viper)
Lineage: Eukaryota; Metazoa; Chordata; Lepidosauria; Squamata; Viperidae
Gene: AUH
Product: AU RNA binding methylglutaconyl-CoA hydratase
Exons: 10
Coding region: 50-1006 (318 amino acids)
Biological process (GO): fatty acid beta-oxidation
Cellular component (GO): mitochondrion
Molecular function (GO): enoyl-CoA hydratase activity
Source: RefSeq, a predicted model, not a curated record
GGGCUCGGGGUGCCGCCGGGCUCGGCGUGCGUGCUCUCGGACAGGCAACAUGGCGGCUACCGCGGCAGCCCGGGUAGCUCUUAGGCUCUUUCACCAUCGAGGGGGUUUAGCCCCGGCCUCGUCCUCCCUGGGCCGCCUGAGCCCGAGGAGCUGUUCGGGCCUGCUCGCGGCCGUCAGAAGAUACAGUUCCGAAGCCAAAGGACUGGAGGAGGAACUGCGGGUUCGAUAUUUGGACGAUGAGCAUAAAGGAAUUGUUGUACUUGGAAUAAACAGAGCACCUGCAAAAAAUGCACUUAAUAAAAAUCUUAUUAAAAUGAUAUCAAAAGUUAUGGACGCUUUGAAAACAGACAAAAAAGUACGGACAGUUAUAUUCCGAAGUGAAGUUCCUGGGGUAUUUUGUGCUGGUGCUGACCUUAAAGAAAGAGCUAAAAUGCAUGCUAAUGAAGUAAGCUCUUUUGUCUCAAAGGCAAGAUCCACUAUUAAUGAAAUGGCUAAUCUUCCAGUACCAACUAUAGCUGCAAUAGAUGGCAUUGCAUUAGGUGGUGGCCUAGAAUUGGCUCUAGCCUGUGAUAUAAGAGUGGCAGCUUCUUCUGCAAAAAUGGGUUUAGUUGAAACGAAAUUAGCGAUCAUUCCUGGUGCAGGUGGGACACAGCGACUACCUCGUACCAUUGGUGUGUCUCUGGCAAAAGAAUUAAUAUUUUCUGCUCGUGUACUUGACGGUGAAGAAGCAAAAUCAGUAGGUUUGAUCAGUCAUGUGGUUGAACAGAAUGAUGCAGGGGAUGCUGCCUACCAAAGAGCUUUAGCCCUAGCAACAGAAUUUUUACCUCAGGGACCCAUAGCAAUGAGAGUUGCAAAAUUGGCCAUAAAUCAAGGAAUGGAGGUAGAUCUGCUAACAGGUUUAGCAAUUGAAGAAGCAUGUUACGCUCAGACUAUCCCAACAAAAGACAGAAUUGAAGGUCUUCUUGCUUUUAAAGAGAAAAGACCUCCUCGCUACAAAGGAGAAUAAGGAAAAACUUCUUUUAAAAUGCAAAUGAAAUAAAAGACUCCUGGAAGGACUUUUAGCUUACUCUUUGCCUCAGAAUGUGGACUAAUGCAACCAUGGAAGUAAACGUAAAUACCUGUAGGUUGAUAUUUAUAAUGUACAUGUACUGAAGGCUUUUCUGUGAAAUUGCAAGGUCAUUGAAUUCUGCAGCACUUUAUUCCACAUCUUUGAAUUGUAUAUCUUAUCAAUUAAAUAUAUACAUUCCUAAAGAGACUAAACAAUGUAAGUGUUCUGCUGUUGGAACAAAAUAAUUCUGCACACCAGACACUGUAGAUUAUAUUGAAUAAAUUUAUCAGUAGAUCAGCAAAUGCAUUUUUAUUCCAUCUGAAUGUGUAAAUUUAUGGCGUUUCCCAAAUCGAUGAAAGAACCACUGGGAGUAUAUUUAUAUACUCUUGAAACAACUGUACAGCUUGUAUAAUUGUAAAGAGUUAUUAAGCAUAUUAAUUGUGCUAUGCUUCCAUCAUAUGAUUUUAACAAUA